CAAGCACCGUUCCGUAACUCCGUUCUGAGAGGGUGGCGUUUCUAUAUGCGAAACGGGGCAGUGAAGCAGAGGGUGUCGUUUUCUUAAAAAUUAUCCAACGGACAGAAGCUAGCCAACAUUCCCGCGACGUUGAACAUAGAAAAGUACGAACGACCCAAUCGCAAAGCAAUAAGCAAAGUCAAAGAAAGACGAAGAAUAAUCCAAAAUCCGAACAUUUCCAACAAGACGAGACGACCAUGGAUAAUCGUCACCUCCUCGCCCUCCUCCAUUUUUGACACUCCUCCGUUUCCACGUCCCCAAAAUUUAGGGUUCGGGUUUUCCCUCCCUGCAACCCAAAUUUCUGAUCAAUUGGAGUUGCUCCGGGAAAAACUGAUCCUAUCCAUCCAUCAAUGUCUCUCUUCUCUCGCACUCCAUGGCUAUUACUGCUGCUGUUGUGCUCUCUAGGGUUAGGAUUAGGAUUUGGGGACGCUCUCAAGGUCCCCCUCAGGAUCAAGGAUGUGCUUCCGGUUCUGCCACGUCAGAUAUCGUGGCCGGUGCUCAACAAUUUCCACAGUGCUGUGGAUUUGUUGCCUUCUUUUAUCGGGUCGGUGACUCCCGACAAUACAUCAAUUGAAUGGGAAGGAGCUUGCUUUUCUGGUAACCAGGCUCGGCUCGAGUUCACCGAAGGCGAUCGGGACAAACCCAAUUUGGGAGGUGGCGUUCUCUAUCUCAAGACUUCUGAGGCACACAGUUGGGCUUGUAUGGAUCUUUAUGUUUUUGCAACACCCUAUCGGAUAACAUGGGAUUACUACUUCUCUGCUCGAGAACAUACGUUGAAAUUCGACUCGUGGGAAGAGCAGGCAGAGUUGGAAUAUGUAAAGCAGCAUGGGGUCUCUGUGUUUCUCAUGCCAUCAGGGAUGCUGGGGACCAUGCUUUCUUUAAUAGAUGUUUUGCCUCUGUUUUCUAACACUGCUUGGGGUCAAAGUGCAAACAUUGAUUUUUUGAAGAAGCACAUGGGUGCAACAUUUGAAAAACGUUCUCAGCCUUGGCAGACAACUAUAAAUCCAGAAGAUGUUCAUUCUGGUGAUUUUCUAGCAGUUUCAAAGAUCCGUGGUCGAUGGGGUGGAUUCGAGACAUUGGAAAAAUGGGUAACUGGAGCAUUUGCUGGCCAUACAGCAGUGUGCUUGAAGGACGAGAUGGGCAAUCUAUGGGUUGGCGAAUCAGGACAUGAAAAUGAGAAGGGUGAAGAAAUUAUAGCGGUGGUUCCAUGGGAUGAGUGGUGGGAACUGGCACUCAAGGAUAGUUCUAAUCCACAAAUAGCCUUGCUUCCCUUGCAUCCAGAAUUGCGUGCAAAAUUCAAUUCUACGGCAGCAUGGGAAUAUGCUCGGAGUAUGUCAGGGAAGCCAUAUGGUUAUCACAAUAUGAUAUUUAGCUGGAUUGACACUAUGGCCGACAACUAUCCUCCUCCUCUUGAUACUCACUUGGUUGUUUCUGUCAUGUCUAUGUGGACCAGGAUGCAGCCUGCUUAUGCUGCAAAUAUGUGGAAUGAAGCUCUCAACAAGCGGCUGGGGACGGAGGGUUUGGACCUGUACGAGAUUCUAACUGAGGUUGAGAAUCGUGAAAUAGCCUUUGAUCAUUUGCUUACAAUUCCAGAACAAGAUGAAUGGGUAUACAGUGAUGGCAAAUCUACAACAUGUGUUGCUUUUAUUCUUGCAAUGUAUAAAGAAGCUGGGAUUUUUGGUCCUAUUUCCAACUCUAUCCAAGUUACUGAAUUCACUAUUCGUGAUGCGUACAUGCUUAAGAUUUUUGAGGAUAACCAAACCCGCUUGCCAAGUUGGUGUAAUGGCAAGGACGAAAAGCUCCCAUUCUGCCAGAUCCUUGGUGAAUAUCGGAUGGAACUGCCUGAAUAUAACACCAUAGAGCCAUACACUAACAUGAAUGAGCACUGCCCCUCCCUACCUCCUACUUACGACAGACCUCUACGAUGCUAAAUUCAAGUUCCACUAGAUUUGUACCUCCCACUUAGGCAUGUAUUACAUCAUUUAUCAAGUCGUAGUUGUCUAUUGCAAAUUCGUAAGACUUAUGGGUAAGCAAUCUGUUUCACUUGAGCUUAAUAAAAUUAUUGAAUAUAGUUGUGGAUGGAACAAGGAAUUAUGUUUACGAAGUUUGUUAUUUGAAGUGGUUGUAAUUGUACAGUA
Molecule: messenger RNA, 2177 nt
Organism: Prunus avium (sweet cherry)
Lineage: Eukaryota; Viridiplantae; Streptophyta; Magnoliopsida; Rosales; Rosaceae
Product: zinc finger MYND domain protein
Source: RefSeq, a predicted model, not a curated record